Messenger RNA from Rhinichthys klamathensis goyatoka, 2068 nucleotides. It is a transcript of the gene uxs1, whose product is annotated as UDP-glucuronate decarboxylase 1. The transcript has 15 exons. The record is from RefSeq and is a predicted model, not a curated record. Gene Ontology annotation, molecular function: NAD+ binding; UDP-glucuronate decarboxylase activity. The coding region runs from base 518 to 1774 and encodes 418 amino acids. Gene Ontology annotation, cellular component: cytoplasm. Lineage: Eukaryota; Metazoa; Chordata; Actinopteri; Cypriniformes; Leuciscidae. Gene Ontology annotation, biological process: D-xylose metabolic process.
UAACUUACUCCGAUGGACUCUUGAUAAAUGACUUUAAAUUAUCGAUAAAAAGUAAACAUUGGACUACCGACAGGAUUUAAACCGAACCCAGUUAUACUGCAUGAUAUUACAGUAGUUAGUUAGCAUCUCUAGCUACAGGUCCACAGUCAUGACGCUACAUUGCUAACUGACCUAAGAGGAAUAAUUCUUAACCAAGAUGCCGUUUUACUUUCUUUAAGCGAUAAACUGGAUUCACCUGUUGAACAUAAACGCGCUGGAGUAACUUACUUGCAUAUUUUGUUUUGAUGCGGACAUUGUUUUGAGAUUAACUUAGCCUAUUUAGCUUUGUGCAGCUGCUGUUUAUAUAAAAAACUUUAACACCACAUAAGUAGGUUAUAACUCAGUUAUCGUUUGUAUUUGGGAACUAAAUACUGAAGCGCGUCCCCAGUGUUUAUUUGAAAGCACCAGGCUUGAAUCUCAUAAGUAUAUGAGUAUGUGAUAGAUGUGAGGAAGAGCUCAAUGCCGUGUGUGCUGGAGGAUGAUGCGGAUGAGCUGGAUGAUCACAGUCAUUAACAGAAGAAUGAUGAAGAUCCUGAUCGCCCUCGCUCUCAUUGCUUACAUCGCCUCUGUCUGGGGAACCUACACAAAUAUGAGGUCUAUACAGGAACACGGAGAAAUGAAGAUUGAACAGAGGAUAGAUGAGGCAGUGGCACCUCUCAGGGAGAAGAUACGGGAACUUGAGCUUAGCUUUACCCAGAAGUACCCACCUGUAAAAUUCUUAUCCGAGAAGGACCGAAAGAGGAUUUUGAUCACCGGUGGGGCAGGAUUUGUGGGCUCCCACUUAACUGAUAAGCUGAUGAUGGAUGGUCAUGAGGUCACUGUUGUGGAUAAUUUCUUCACUGGCCGCAAGCGCAAUGUAGAGCACUGGAUCGGCCAUGAGAACUUUGAGCUGAUCAACCAUGAUGUGGUGGAGCCUCUCUAUAUUGAAGUUGACCAGAUAUAUCAUUUGGCCUCGCCUGCAUCGCCACCCAACUACAUGUACAACCCUAUCAAGACACUGAAAACGAAUACUAUUGGUACUCUCAACAUGCUUGGAUUGGCCAAGCGAGUCGGAGCUCGCCUGCUCCUUGCCUCCACUUCAGAAGUGUAUGGAGACCCAGAGGUGCACCCCCAGAAUGAGGAGUACUGGGGUCAUGUGAACCCUAUUGGUCCCCGGGCCUGUUAUGAUGAGGGAAAGCGUGUUGCUGAGACGAUGUGCUAUGCCUACAUGAAACAGGAAGGAGUGGAGGUGAGGGUGGCUCGGAUAUUCAAUACCUUUGGAUCUCGCAUGCACAUGAAUGAUGGGCGAGUGGUCAGUAAUUUCAUUCUGCAGGCUUUACAGGGAGAGCCACUGACGGUUUACGGUUCAGGCUCUCAGACAAGAGCUUUCCAAUAUGUGAGUGAUCUGGUGAACGGUCUGGUGUCCCUGAUGAACAGUAACAUCAGUAGUCCAGUUAACCUGGGCAAUCCAGAGGAACACACCAUUUUGGAGUUUGCACAACUUAUUAAGAGUUUAGUUGUGAGCCGCAGUCAUAUUCAGUUCCUUCCAGAAGCACAGGAUGAUCCACAGAGGAGACGGCCAGACAUCCGCAAGGCCAAAAUGCUUCUGGGCUGGGAACCUGUGGUGCCACUGGAGGAAGGCUUGAACAAAACCAUCCAGUACUUCAGCAGAGAGCUGGAGCAUCAAGCCAAUAAUCAGUAUAUACCCAAACCCAAAGCUGCACGGAUGAAAAAAGGAAGACCCAGACACAACUGAUCAGUUGUGUUCAUCUCAGGAAUGCUGGGAUACUGGAGGACCUUAGACAUCCAGCAGCCAUUUUACAGUGUGGGUUUCCCACCUCCCACUUACUGAUACAUCUUUUUGAAGAUAAAAAAGGAAUUUUUCUCAUGAUUUUUGCGCAAAUGUUUUGAAAAGCGGCUCAGGCAAAAAGCUGUCUCUAAAGAGUUUGUUUUUCAGUCAAAUGUGCCUCAAAGAUAUCCAAUUUACAAACUUUGCCUUGCACUUUGGUUUGUCAGUCAUCUGUCUGUUAUUUAAAGCAAGCUUAGAUCA